CUUAAGGCAUAUGUCACUUCAGCUUUUGUUGGCUGGUAAACGAAGGGCAAAAAACAAGGCUGCCGUCACAAUUACAACCCCGCAUUUCCAGCAUUACAGGGUCUUGAUCCUUCUUCUGCUACACUCUCCAAACUUAGAAGCGCAAAGCCACCACUAUCUCAUCAUCUGCAGCACGUGGAGCAUUUUCUGAAAAUGCUCUAUCUCGCGCCUUUUGUUCUUUUAUCCUUUGCAUUGCUUUCGGUACCAACCCGCGCAGAUUCUGGUGAUGAUUUCAGCAACAACAUGUUCUCUGACCUCGCCCCGUUACUUGCGUUAUUUGGAGAACGGGUAACGAUGCAAUUCCUGAGCCAGUCCAUGGGUUGGGCUGACUGCAUCAUCUUAGCAGUGGCACCCCUUGGUAAUAUUACAACUAUCGUUAGUGCUAUCCGGGUUGAUGGACCAGCUUAGCUCAAGGCCAUUAUAGGGAGAGUCUAGAGAGAAUCU
Fusarium redolens is the source of this 483-nucleotide messenger RNA. RefSeq lists its product as uncharacterized. Lineage: Eukaryota; Fungi; Ascomycota; Sordariomycetes; Hypocreales; Nectriaceae. Bases 193 to 447 code for a protein of 84 amino acids. The transcript is spliced from 3 exons. The record is from RefSeq and is a predicted model, not a curated record.